CACGUGACCUCCGUCUGCUGUGAUCAGGGCAACUUUGAACAAAGUUUACCAAAACCAAGCAGUUUACUCAAAAUGACCACGCCAACUGUGAAAGACGUUUUGGUUACCUUUUUCAUGUCAGAAAAAUGUUACGAGGACUUUUUCGUCAACUUUCUUGUCCACGUGUCAUGUUUGAAGAUGGUAUUGAGCAAAGUGGCAGGAUUUUGGAUUCUCUUUGAUGUGUUGCUGGCGCAGCUACUGCAGUUGUUGACUGUUCUGUGGAGGGGCCGUGCAGAUGGUCUGAGCUUGACAUCUGUCCUGCUGCAGCUUUAUGCCUUCUCCUGUCCUAUUUUGUUUGCAGUGAGACACAACUUUCCCCUCGAGGCCUGGGCUGAGAGACUGUUCCUUCUGAUACAGACAGCAGCCAUUGUCCUUCUCAUGCUGCGUUAUCAGGGUAAUACUCUACAUGGAGUGAUGUUACUUUUGUCACAUUGUGCUCUGAUUUUCCUGCUGAUAACAUAUGCUGCUUCCUCACUCAUCUCAAAAAUGCAAGAUACAAUUUUGCCAGCUAUUAUUUUAAGUAAGCUCAUCCAGACCAGGGCAAAUUAUUGUAAUGAACACACGGGCCAGCUGUCCAGCCCAUCUCUGAUAUUAUCUCUAGGUGGUGCACUAGGAAAGAGCUUAAAUUAUUGGGAUUCUUACGUUAUUGUUGAAAGCCUGUUGCACACAGUGUCAGCUUGCCUCAGCUUUGCCCUAGUGAUCCAGAUGUUUUACUACAGGAGGCACAGGACCAAAAUGAAUAAGAACGAGUAA
Periophthalmus magnuspinnatus is the source of this 792-nucleotide messenger RNA. RefSeq names its product mannose-P-dolichol utilization defect 1 protein-like. Bases 73 to 792 code for a protein of 239 amino acids. Gene Ontology annotation, biological process: oligosaccharide biosynthetic process. The transcript has 7 exons. The record is from RefSeq and is a predicted model, not a curated record. NCBI's taxonomy places the organism in Eukaryota, Metazoa, Chordata, Actinopteri, Gobiiformes, Gobiidae.